AGAGAGGCUCGGCCGGCUCCUGUCCGGGAGGUCAGCCAGUCCUCCGCGCGCGUGCGCGGCGCGAUGACAGUUUUUUUUUUUUUUUUGCGCUCGUGGGCGGUAGGCGGGCCCGGGCGUCUUCAUGGUAACCAGUGGGCCGUGCGGGCGGUUUCCAGGGCAACCCUGGGUACCGGCCGGCGUCUGAAAGAGGAUGGGAGAGGUAGGCUGAGGGUAGAGAUGCGGAGCGAGAGAGACAGGACAGACAGACACAGACUCGGGGGCGCGGAGAGUUGUGAGGAGAGACAGUGAAAGUAAGUGAACAGACACAGGGACAGAGACACGGGCAGGACAGAAAGAGACCUAGGUCAGAGAGUCAGGGCUGGGCAGACAUGUGUGUCAGAACAGUUAACAAGAGGGAGAGCGAUCAGGGCGGGAUGGAGAGGAAAGGAGAGACAAAGAUUUACAGCGACAAGACGUGCAGCUCGAGAUUCAAGGGACAGACAAGGAUCAGGAGUACAGAAGCAAGAGGGGAGAAAGGGACAGACAUUAGAGAUACAGUAAAGUGGAUCGAGAGUUUUUAAAGACUCAGAGAAGGGUGACAGCAAGAAGAGAGAAAGACGGAGCGGGAGGGACACAUGUUAAGAAAACUUAUCCAAAACUUGCCAUUAAGAGAAAAAAAGAUGACUGGAAGAACUAGCACCGUCUCUACCAAGCCUGCUUCAGGUCAUCUGAUUCCCUAAGUGAAGCAACUUUUUUUUAAGUUAACUGCUUUUGAUCAGAGUCCAGAUACUGUGAAGUUAGAUGCUAACGAGUAAAAGGUUGAUAGGUUGUAAAUGCUUUCUGUCCAGUAGAGAAGAGUACCCCAAGUUUUUUGUCACCCAGUAGGACACUAAGCAGGACACUAAGAUGCCUGCCCACUGCCCCAUGGUGCACUACCGAUCCGACUUGGAGCUUUUAUUUCACUGUUCGUUCUUUCACCCUUUCUGUUUUCCUUCUCUCUCAUCUUCCCGGAACCACCUAUGUCAUCCUGCUAGUUGCCACCGGAGGUAAAUAGAUAUUUGACGUGUGCUCACGGAGUUUGUUUUUAUCUGUUUCGAAAAUUAUAUCUUGACAGUCUAAAGGGAACCAUUUCUCCGGAAUGGGGGACAGACAGGGAGAAAGAGAAAACAGUGAGACAGACCCAGGAAAGGAAAGGAGGUAGCGAGGAUGGUGGGAAAGAAAGAGACCAGGUCUAGGCGCGGAGGCUCCGGUGGGCCUCGCAGUGAGCUGGGCCCUGACUCAUCCCGCGUGGGGAACGCGAGCCUCAGCCGGGCAUGAGGGUGACCCUCGGGGCGGCUGGUCCAGUCAUGGCAGACUACUGGAGGUCACAACCAAAGAAAUUCUCUGAUUACUGCAGGUGCUGGAUUGCGGACAAUAGGUCUAGUGUUGAAGUUCAUGAAAGAGGAAAGAAUCAUAAGGAAAAUGUGGCAAAGAGGAUCAGUGAGAUUAAACCGAAAAGGCUGGAUAGGGCACAGGAAGAAGAGAAGGCAUCAAAGGAGUUUGCUGCAAUGGAGGCAGCUGCCCUGAAAGAAUACCAAGGGGAUUUGAAAAGCCUUGGCUUAGAGUCAGAAACUUCAGAGCCAAGCAUAUCACCAGUAACCAGCACUAUCCCAUCCGCCUCUGCAUCAAAUCAGCAAAAGAAAAAAAGAAAAAAAAAGACCCUUCAAAGGGCAGAUUGGUAGAAGGCAUAACCUCUGAGGGUUACCAUUACCACUAUGAUCUUAUCACAGGAGAAUCUCAGUGGGAGAAACCUGAAGGAUUUCAAGGAAAUUAAAAAAAGACGGCAGUGAAGACUGUUUGGGUAGAAGGUUUAAGUGAAGAUGGUUAUACCUAUUAUUAUAAUUCAGAAACAGGGGAAUCCGGAUGGGGAAAACCUGAUGAUUUCAUUCCACACUCUGGCGAUCUGCUUUCUAGUAAAGUCAAUGAAAAGUCACUUGGUACCCAAGAAGAGUCCAAAUCAUCAGAUUCACGUUGUGAUUCUGAUGUGGAACACCAAGCAGAAAAAGGGGGGGGGGACAGGGGGACUUCCCUGGUGGCGCGGUGGUUAAGAGUCCGCCUGCCGAUGCAGGGGACACGGGUUCGAGUCCUGGUCCAGGAAGAUCCCACAUGCUGCGUAGCAACCAAGCCCAUGCGCCACAACUACUGAGCCUGCACUCUAGAGCCCGCGAACCACAACUACUGAGCCCACGUGCCGCAACUACUGAAGCCCGCGCGCCUAGAGCCCGUACUCCGCAACAAGAGACGCCACCGCAAUGAGAAGCCCGCGCACAGCAAUGAAGAGUAGACCCCGCUCGCCGCAACUAGAGAAAGCGCGCGCAGCAACGAAGACCCAACGCAGCCAAAAAUAAAUAAAUCGAAGAAAAAGGGGGGGGGGGAGGAGAAGUCUCUACAGAAAUGCAAAAGCUAGAAGUAAAGUUUAAAGAAAAAAAAUAGUGAUAAAGGAACUGAAUCGGAAACACAGAAAGAAAAAAUGCCCACGGUUAUUCAUCAGGUCCAAAUGAAGAAAAAUCCAAAGCUCAUAAAAAAUCAGACCCAUAUGGAAGGACUUCCCUGGUAGUACAGUGGUUAAGACUCCGUGCUCCCAAUGCAGGGAGUCCAGGUUCUAUGCCAGGGAACUAGAUCCCCUAUGCCAAAACUAAGACCUGCCAUAGCCAAAAUAAAAGUAAUAAUAAUAAAGAAAGCUCCUCUGUGUUUGUUUUACAUUACUUAAUGCUAACAUUUUAGACUUAUUCUGAAUGUAUUUUAUGUGAAUUUAAAAUAACUCUUUUUUUGUGUGAAAUUGAUUUUUGUUCCUAAAAUGGAAGCCUACUACAUUGCAUUGUAAUACAGUGUGUUAUGUUCAGUGUCUAAAAAUUGCUAAUUACCUCAUAAUAUAAGAUGCUAUGUAUCUGUUAUUUAAAACAUGGAAAAGUAAGGCCGUUAUUCAAUUCUUACUCGUAUGAAUAUACUUGUACUGCACUGAAAAUGCAUUACUUUUUAAAAAAAAUAUUUAUUUAUUUGGUCUCACCAGGUCUUAGUUGCGGCAGGCAGGCUCCUUAGUUGUGGCAUGCGAGCUCUUAGUUGCAGCAUGCAUGUGGGAUCUAGUUCCCUGACCAGGAAUCGAACACAGGCCCCCUGCAUUGGGAGCAUGGAGUCUUAUCCACUGCGCUACCAGGGAAGUCCCGAAAAUGCAUUACUUUUGCACACUGAUAUUAUUCAAGAAAUAAGAAUUAGACCACGUAAGAGAAGAUUCACAACCUGUGAUAAUUCAGUUCUGAGGAUCCUGUCAGAAGGCUGAUGUAGAAAGUGUAUGUAUAUUGGCUUACCUUACUCAAUUUAAGGUCAAGAGCCAAGAACUGGGACUGCAGCUCAGGUCAUGCUUAAUAUGGAAUGAAAACUGGACCAAAGAUGUAUCUGCCUGGUUCAAUGUAAAGCGCCAACCAUUGCUUAAGCAUUUUCACCUUGAGCCAGGCACUAUGGUAGGAACUGGAGAUGUAAAGGUGAGCAAGACAUAUCUCUGUUCUUCAUGGCUUCUCAUUCUGAUGGAGUCCUUUUUUCCCUAGUCGUGCGCUCUGUGUAGAGGCCUUACAUAUACUGGAAAAUAUUAUUUAGGGUUUAUUUAAAACUAUGGAGAUGAAGUCUUGAACAAAAAUAGUAAGUUCUCUGACUUCAGUAAAAUGUUUUGGUGUUCCUUUAGAGAAAUUGGAAAGUUCCCAUUUCCUGGUUAAAUUUCUUAAAAAGUGGAAUUUUCUUAUUUAAUCCAUUUGAAGUAGGUACCUUCCCUUUAUUUUUCCAAAUUCUUAAAAUUAUAUGUUUUUGUAAACUGUACAGUAGUUAACAUUUGAUAGUAAAUAUUUGUCUUUUUAAGGUUACUAGUGUACAUGUAAGAAAAUUAUAGGUUAUUAAAAACUUUAUGAAAGAAGAAAAAAAAAAGAAAGAAAAGAAAGAGACCGAAAGUAGAUGGCAGGAAAGACAGGAGAGAGAAAUUAAUAGGCGAGAAAUCCGGCCUUGGGCAGAGGCGGCCUUGGGCGACCCCGCCUGGACUCUGUGCUCGGCGGCCUCGUCGCUGAACUACGUUUCCCGGUAGGCCCUGGGUGACUGGACGCAGCACCUAGAGCGCCGUCGGGGGCGGGGCCCACGCUGCCUCCUCCAAUCCCAGCCGUCGCCCGGCAACCUCCGCCUCCGCCGACAAGAUGGAGGCUGGAUUCGGCCGCCGCCGGGAAGCGGCGCCUGAAGCCGGAGAUGGGGAGGGGCCGCAGCUCAGUCGGCCCACUUGAGGAAGCCGGCCUACGUCGCGGUCCGGAGGUGCUACUUUCACAUGGUUUGAAAUGCAAAAGGGACAAAGCGAGAAGCCUGCCUCCAUCACUAUACUUCAUUAAAUAAUUCAGUCAGCAAGUGACUGUUGGAUGCCUCCAAAGUGCCAGGCUCCCUUCCUGGGCCUGGAGACCCAACAGAGUGCUCAGUAGGUACAGUUCCUGCCCUCAGGCAAUGUGUGAUGGAUGCAUAAUAAAAUAUAGGUGGGGAGGGCCUCUCUGAUUAGGUUACAUUUGAGCAGAGACCUGCAGAAGAGGGAAUAAGCCAUGCAGAUUACAGGGAAGGGCCCCCAGUGGGCCAAAGAGCCACAGUAGCUAAGGCCCCUGGGUCGGGAGUGCCCUUAGUGUGCCCUGAGGAUGUGGUCAGGAGUACGCAAAGGACAAAGGAGGCCCUUGACAAAGCUGGUGAUGAUUGUGGCUUUGACUCAGAGGUGGGAGGCCUGGGAGGGCUCUGAGCAGAGGAGCCACUGUUUUGUUUGUUUGCUUUUUUUUCUUUGCCGCGCCGUGCGGCUUGCUGGGAUCUUAGUUCCCUGACCAGGGAUUGAACCUGUGCCCCCUACAGUGGAAGCCCGGAGUCCUAACCGCUGGACCGCCAGGGAAUUCCCCCCGACUUGGUUCUUAGAGAAUCAUUCCGACUGCUGUGUGGAGAACCACCUUCCUCCUCUAUCCCCAGGGCCCACUGGGAUAAUCCAGGAUAAUCUCCGCCUCUCAAGAUUAUUAACUUAAUCACACCUGCAGUGUCCCUUUUGCCCUGAAAGGCAGAGGCGGGCGUGGCAGGAGAGGCCCAGAGGCCAUUGUGGGCACGGCAGUAGCUACCGUGGAUGGGCAGUGGGGAGAGAGCUUGUUGAGGUGCAUGGCUCGGGGAAGCGGCAUGAAGACAACUCCCCACCCGCAGGUGCUGGGGAAGGCGCCCCUUGGGAUUGGCCUCCGCCACAGUGCCAAGCGGGACCGGAAGUCCAUCACCCUGCAUGUGAAGUUGGAGGUGCUUCGGAGGUUUGAGGAGGGUGAGAAGCUGACGCAGAUCGCCCGGGCCCUGGGACUGGCCACCUCCACGGUUGCCUCAAUCCGCGUGAACAAGGAUAAGAUCCGGGCCAAUUCCCAGGCAGCCACGCCCGUCAGCACCACCCAGCUGACCCGCUGCCGGGGUGUGCUGAUGGGCCGCAUGGAACGCCUCCUGAGCCUGUGGAUUGAGGAGCAGAAGCGGCAGAACCUGCCUGUCAGCACGCUGCUUAUCCAGGACAAGGCGCGCCGGCUCUUUGCCCAGCUGCAGCACGAGCAGGGCAGCGGCGCCCAGGCCGAGACGUUCGGGGCCAGCAAUGGCUGGUUUGCCCGUUUCAAGGUUCGCCACAACGUGCUGUUGACGGAUGAGCCGGCUGUGGCCGACGCCCAGGCUGCCGCACGCUACCCCGUGGUGCUGCGCGCCAUUCUGGAGGAGGGCUGCUACUCACCACGGCAGGUCUUCAACGUGGACGAGACGGGCCUGUUCUGGAAGCGGCUGCCUGAGCGCAUGCUUCUGGCACUGGAGGGGACAGCUGGGCCUGGGCCCAAGGCCUCUAAGGACCACCUGACCCUGCUGCUUGGUGGCAACGCGGCUGGUGACUUCAAGCUGAAGCCCCUGCUGGUGUACCCCUCGGAGAACCCGCGCGCCCUCAGGGGCUGCUCCAAGGCCAGCCUGCCUGUGGUCUGGCGCUCCAACCGCAAUGAUUGGUUGACACCCAGCAUCUUCCAGGAGUGGUUUACUGGCUGCUUCUGCCCAGCUGUGGAGAGCUACUGUGCCAGCCAUGGCCUCCCACUCCGCGCUCUGCUGCUGCUGGACAGCGCACCCUGCCACCCUGUCCACUUGGGUGGCCUCUCAGCCCAUGUGCGUGUUGAGUUCCUGCCCAAGAGCACGUCAGCCCUGAUCCAGCCCAUGAACCAGGGUGUCAUUGCCGCCUUCAAGGCCCAUUAUCUGCGCCGCACGCUCAGCCAGCUGGUCCAGGAGACGGCGGGUACAGACCGGCCCUCCGUGCGGGAGUUCUGGCGCAGCUAUACUGUCAUGACUGCUGUAGACAACAUUGCUAAGGCCUGGGCAGAGCUGCAGCCUGCCACCAUGAACAGUGCCUGGAGGAAGCUGUGGCCCGAGUGCGUGCCUGCUGGUGCCCCCCAGCCCAACGCCCUCCCCCAGCUCCGUCACAGCAUUGUGACACUAGCCAGCCACGCAGGCCUCGGGGAUGUGGCUGAGGCCGAUGUUGCCCACCUGCUGCAGGCCCAUGGGGAGCCCUCGCCCCGCAGCAUCCCCCAGGAGGUGGAGGUUGGGGGUGUCAGUGACUCUGGGCUGCCCUGUGAGGCGGGGAAAGGCUUGGCCUCCAGAAGACCAGAGUCAGAUCUCAUGGAGGCCAUGGUGGGUGUGGAGACUGAGGAACCCUGGCCCAGGCCCCUCCCGAGGACCAACGGUUUGGAGACCUGGCAGAGCCGGCCAAGCCCUUCACGGAUGGAGCUCAGGAUGUCCGGAAGCAAGCGUAAAAGCAGCGGUGAUGUAGCGGGUACUGCUAAGAAGCGCCACGCGAUAACGAUGGAAACAAAAGUGAAAAUAAUUGAGAGAGUGGAGCGAGGCGAAAAGAUGGUAGACGUCGCUCAUUCUUAUAACCUGAAUCGUUCAACCAUCGGCUCAAUCGUAAAGAACAAGGACAAGAUCAUGGAACAUGUGAAGUCUGCUAUGCCGAUGACGUCCACAAUAAUAACAAAGAAGCGUGGAAAAGUGAUGGAGGAGAUGGAGAAACUUCUCAGUGUGUGGAUGCAGGAUCAGCGUCAGCGUCGAGUCCCACUCAGCUUAAUGCUGAUUCAAGAGAAAGCCAAGAGCCUUUAUGAAGACUUGAAGAAGAAACACGGCGAAGAAUCAGAGGGCAAAUCUUUUAAUGCCAGCCGUAGCUGGGUUCACCGGUUCAAGGCUAGAGCCAAACUUCACAAUGUAAAAGUGAGUGACAAGGCAGCGAGUACAGAUACAAUAGCUGCCCGGGAAUUUCCUGAAACGCUUCGAGAAAUUAUCGAUGAAGGCGCGUAUUUACCCGAGCAGGUGUUUAAUGUGGACGAGACAGGACUGUACUGGAAGAGGAUGCCGGACCGAAGUUACAUCAGUAAGGAGGAAAAGUUGAUGCCGGGCUAUAAAGCAUCAAAGGAUAGGCUCACGCUGUUGUUUGGUGGCAAUGCUUCCGGUGAUAUGAAGCUGAAGCCUCUGUUAGUUUAUCACUCAGAGAACCCAAGAGCCCUUAAAAACAUAGCCAAGGGCUCUCUUCCUGUUGUGUGGAAGAGUAACCCCAAAGCCUGGGUUACACAGGCCAUUUUCCAGGACUGGUUUUUCCACCACUUUAUCCCGGAGGUAGAGAAAUAUUGCUUGGAGAAGGACGUCCCAUUCAACAUUCUUUUGCUGCUUGACAAUGCUCCGGGCCACCCCCCAUUCAUGGACGACUUUCAUCCCAACGUCAAAGUAGUGCAUCUGCCACUGAAUACUACGGCGCUCAUCCAACCUAUGGACCAGGGAGUUAUAGCGACUUUCAAGAAAUAUUACUUACGUCACACUUUUCGUCAGGCAGUAAAGGCGAGUGACGAAUCAGGAACAACCUUGCGACAAUUUUGGAAGGACUAUAACAUCUACAAGGCCAUAAAAAACAUUGACUUUGCCUGGAGUGAGGUUACGGCCGUCACCAUGAAUGGGGUUUGGAAGAACCUUUGCCCGAAGUUUGUUCACGAUUUUCGUGGAUUUGAGAAGGUGGAUGAGGAGUCCAAAGAGGUCUUCAGCAACUUAGUGACCCUCAGCGAGAAGCUGGAGCUAGAUCUGCAAGAGGACGACUUCAUUGAACUCCUUGCUGUGCAACAUGAGGAGCUCACUAAUGAAGACCUGAUGGAAUUGGAGGCCCAGAGAAAGGAUGAAGAGGGACAGGAGGAAGAAGAAGUAACUGAAGAACCGAAGAGAUUCACGACGCAGGAAAUGGCAAGGGGGUUUUCUUUAUUUGAGGAGGCGCUGUUGGUGUUUGAGGCACAGGACCCGAAUGUAGAACGGUACACGAAGGUUGCAGCAGCCGUUCAGAAUGCAAUCCAGUGCUACCGUGUCAUCUAUGACGAGAAAAAAAGAGCUACUACGCAGACAUCACUGGAUCGUUUUUACAAGAGGGUGGAUAGAAUUAAAUCCAGCAAGGAACCAGAGCCUGUGCCAUCCACGUCAGGCGUGAGUGAAAUUGCAGCUUGCCCUCCGUCUCCUACUGCUGACGAUCCUUCAGCCCUACCAUCUCCCACCUCCUCUUCCUCCUCCAGUCAGUAACUCUUCCUGCCUGUUCCCUUGAUGCCAGCCCCUGGAUGCCAGCUGUUGUACUGUACUACGGUACUUUUCAAGGUACUGUACUGUAAGAUUAAAAAUGUUUUCUUUA
Molecule: messenger RNA, 8710 nt
Organism: Orcinus orca (killer whale)
Lineage: Eukaryota; Metazoa; Chordata; Mammalia; Artiodactyla; Delphinidae
Product: tigger transposable element-derived protein 1-like
Exons: 6
Coding region: 5164-8604 (1146 amino acids)
Cellular component (GO): nucleus
Molecular function (GO): DNA binding
Source: RefSeq, a predicted model, not a curated record